ACCAUUUACAGUCCUAAGGCUUGAACAAAUCCGAUCUGAGCCGAGAAGCUCGAAUCCAGAGGAUUUGGACUAUCGAGAUCCUCGAAACAUAAUCGGAAAUUGGAAUUUAGAACGGAUAGAGACCAAGCAAUGCCGGACGGGAAGAAAUCAAACGAAGAAGAGGCAGUUCAAGAUGCCAAAAAGACUGUUAUCUCGUACGCCCAAGGCUGGGGCAGAUCGCCCUUGCCUCCGACCGCCCUUGCAACUCUUAUAACCGCUCUACACGCGCGACCCUGGCGAACACUACCAAUGCUCUUCCCGCCGGUCCUCCUCUUUAGCUCCUACCUCAAUCUCUCCUCUUACGAGGUCGAUUCUGCAGGCUUGACUGCGGCCUGGUCUGGAUUAUAUAUGCUAUUGGCAGGAAGGAGAAAAGCCGCCGGUGGCAGGCUUGGGACGAGGUUAGGCUCGAAGUUUGGUGCGAGGGGUUUGACGAGGGGCAGUGCAAUGAUACUGUCGGCGGUGAACGUUCUUGGAUGCGGCACUACUUAUGCCCUUGGGAGGCUGAAUGGUGAGGAGAGAGCUUUGUAAAAGUAUGGGGGCUUUGUUAAUAUUUGGAGUGCGAGAAGUGGAGGGCGAGGAGACUUGUCAAAAAGCAGCCACGGAUAUCAAUUGGGGGGGCGUUCUGAAGAAAAAAAAAUACUUGUCAACUGGAUGUACGAUUAACGC
This is a messenger RNA of Amorphotheca resinae ATCC 22711, 705 nucleotides long. RefSeq lists its product as hypothetical. NCBI's taxonomy places the organism in Eukaryota, Fungi, Ascomycota, Leotiomycetes, Helotiales, Amorphothecaceae. The record is from RefSeq and is a predicted model, not a curated record. The transcript is spliced from 2 exons. Bases 130 to 567 code for a protein of 145 amino acids.